Bombus terrestris (buff-tailed bumblebee) is the source of this 1991-nucleotide messenger RNA. Its product is annotated as E3 SUMO-protein ligase ZBED1. Lineage: Eukaryota; Metazoa; Arthropoda; Insecta; Hymenoptera; Apidae. Gene Ontology annotation, molecular function: DNA binding; protein dimerization activity. The coding region runs from base 120 to 1970 and encodes 616 amino acids. The transcript has 2 exons. The record is from RefSeq and is a predicted model, not a curated record.
AAAGAAUAGAGAACUAAUGAUAGAGAAAUUAUAUUAACAAAUAUAUUAACAAGAACUGUUAACGCUAGUGAUUUCAAGAUACAAGUUUUACGGCAAAGUUUUACCAUCGAUGAUCAAAUAUGCCUAAAAUUCGUGCGAAAAGAAGUGCCAUUUGGCUGCAUUUUUCCAUAGUAUACCAAAACGAUGGAUUAAACGCAAUCGUCAGGUGCAACAAGUGCAAUCUCAUAGUGCCUUAUUGUAAAAACACGACGAAUCUGUGGUCGCACGUCCGCACACACCACAAAGACGUUCUCGAGAUAAACUCGUCUAGUUGUAAGAAAGAAGCGGGACAAGCUCAUACAACUGCAUCCAGUUCAUCAGAGACCAAAUACAAAGCGGUAAUUUCGUCAGAAAUCUCCGAUGUGCUGCGAAGAUCGUCUUCGAAUUUCACAGAAGCAGGUGAGAUAACUCGAUCUUUGAUACAAAUGAUAGCAGAAGACGUGCUUCCCUUUUCAAUAGUCAAUGGCAAAGGAUUCAUCAAUUUCGUGAGAACGUUGAACGAAAAAUACAAAAUACCAAAGAGAAGUAUUUUGAUCUCGAAAUACUUGCCAGACUCGUACGCGCGCAAAUGCAUGGAGAUCAAGGAAAGUUUGUCGAAAGCGACGUGUGUUAACGUUGCGAUUAGUUUGCAGGAAAAUACGAAGCGCAGUGGCUUGAUUCUCGCGACAAGCGUCCAUUUCUGUGUCGAUAGAGUCCAACACCACAAGUUAUUGAGGAUCUCGUUUCAAUCAACGGACGACAAGUUUCCCAUAUUACGCGAGCUCGAUGAAAUUGGUAAGCUCUGGCAAUUCUGUUCGAAAAUAAACCUCGUCACUUACAACGACACGUAUCGUACUAUGACGUACGCCACGCACAAUACUUGUUUCGGUCACACGUUGAACUGUGUAGCACAGACUGCGAUGAAAAACACGAAAGUUGUAUUUGACGUGAUAAAUAAGUGCCGAGACGUUGUCUGUAAUUUUAAAAUUAACGAAAUCGUAGCGAGUUCGCAACGAUUUGCUACGAAUUCUUCGAAAAUUUUGAACUUAUGGGGGAAUGCGGCCGAUUGUUGGAUCUCCGCGUAUUUAAUGCUAAACCACGUGUACGAAUUAAAACCUGUUUUAGAGAAGGAUGCAUUAUCUAAAUGGGAAGCAACUUCUCAGACGUCGCCAAAGAUAUACGAAAGACCUGACAGAGAUGUACCAUCUGUGUCAGAAGUUGAAUGGAAUAUAAUUUCGGAGAUAAUCAAAGUUUUGUGGCCAUUGCACGAAGCGACAAAAGAAUUGUUCUCUGAUCUUCACGUGACAAUUUCGAAAAUAAUACCUAUCGUUCAUGGUAUAGAGGCUGCUUUAAAAGAUAUGGAUGAUUUGUCGGCCGAUGGCACGUUGUUCCGUGACAAUUUGUUGAGAUGUUUCUCUGCACAAUUUAAGGACGUCGAAGAGUCGGUUGGCUACGCUAUCGCCACAUUUUUGGAUCCUAGAUACAAGGAUGUCGCGUUUCAUUCCAAGAAAUGUAUCGAAAAUGUGAAGAAUAUAUUGACGAAAUCAAACGUUUCCGACGAUGAAAACGCUAAUUCUACGAUUGAUAGUCCGGAAACGAACGAUGAAAAUGUAGGAACGAAUAUUUUAUGGGCGGCGUUUGAUAAGAGGGUUGAGGAAUUGGGCGUUAAACCUGACAACUGUGUUAUUAAUUGUCCAUCAAGGCACGAGUUGGAGAGAUAUAUAAAUUUGAAAAUAAUUAACAGAAAAGACGAUCCGAUCGCAUGGUGGAGUACUACGGGCCACGUGAUGUUUCCAAACCUUUCAAAAAUUGCAGCCGAUUACUUGUGCGCACCUGCAUACUCUGUAUCUAACAAUCCUUUAUUUUCAAAAUUGCAGAAAAUGUUAUUUGAUCGAAGAGUACGAUUGUCAGACGAACGUACUAACAUGCUCGCUGUGAUAGGUUCGAAUUAAAAUAAAUAGGAUAGCGAAACA